Drosophila santomea is the source of this 2046-nucleotide messenger RNA. RefSeq lists its product as uncharacterized. The record is from RefSeq and is a predicted model, not a curated record. NCBI's taxonomy places the organism in Eukaryota, Metazoa, Arthropoda, Insecta, Diptera, Drosophilidae. Gene Ontology annotation, cellular component: extrinsic component of mitochondrial inner membrane.
CAAUGCGCAUUCUUCAUUGUUCGUUCAAUUGAGCAACGUGCUCUGGCUAAUUUUGCACUCGGCAUAACAUAAGCCCAGCGAAUAUGAAUCAGUCGGCGGGGGUCCACAAAAAGAAGCCAAGGAUUCGCAAUCGACAGCGGAACAAGAUCAACCAGGUGCAGCAGGAUCAGGGGGAAUCUCCCAAUGCUCCAGAUGCUCCACUCCAAAGUAAUGGCUCCCAAGCAGCAACUGUUAUACAAAGUGAAUUUCCAGUUGAAAACCACUUACCAAAUGGAAACCCACUGCUUGAAUUAUUAUCGCGAAAUGGUCAAGUGGAAAAUCCGCAAGAGAUCGAUACAAUCCGGCUAAUACAGCAACUGUUACGUAGGAAAUUAUUGGCCAAAAAUAGUGCCGUGCCAUCCAGUGAAAAUAUACCUUCCACCGAUCAACCCAAAAUAGUUACCCAACCAAAGGAAAUCAAAAGUGAAGAGAAGAAACCAAAGAUUUCAAUUGCUUCAGUAACUCCAAAAACCAAAACGGAAUCCAAGACAUCCGCACUUUCAAAGGAAGAAGAAAUAAAUGACCUGCUCAAAUGCCUGGGCAGUAAAUUGCCAAAGGGAGCUGGUGAAUCCCCAGCAGCGGCGUUGUUCAGCAAUCUUGGAAAGCUCUUCAACCAAGCGCCGCCCAGCGACGUGGAGUCAUCCGAUGAGGAGGUGGAGGAGUAUGUGGAGUACAUCUAUAAGCCAAGGCAAUACUUCAUGGCCUCGUUGUGCAAUUUCUGCAAGUCGGAUCUGUGUGCUCAAAAUCGGAUACCCUGCUCCCGCUGCGGACUAAGCUACUACUGCAGCAGUGGGCACAUGAAAGACGACCAGGAGCACCGCCAGUUGUGCUACGCCCUGCGCCAGACGGUGGACCGCAAUGGUCACGAGAUGUUCUACAAGUGCGGCGACUUCAGUGACGAGCAGUUCCGUUCCUACCGCAUCGUGUGCAUUCGCCAGGUGGAGAAGGAGAUGAAUCGUCAGCUCACCGCAACGGAACGGGAGUUGCUCCUAUUCCCUCUGAUCUGUGCCGAGUCCAAGUGCCGGGAGCACCGCUUCAAACGUCUAUCCAUGUGCGGAGGAUGUGGCGAGGUGGCCUUCUGCAAGGAUAAGCCGGAGCACCGCGGCAAGGAGCACGCCAAGUGUUGUGGAGCCUACCAAAUUUUUAAGGCCUUCAUCAUUAAUGUAGCUUCCAGUCAAAAACUGCUUCCGAUAAGAUUUUUAAGUAGGAUACCUAUUGAACGUGCUGCCAAAACUAAACAGAUGAUGAAGAAGCUGAACUUCAAUGUUACCAAUGAGUGCGAGUACGCAGCGCUUACCCAGGUGUCCACUGGGCCAUUAACUGCCUGGUUUGCCUUAAAACUUUGCGAGCGACUAAGAAACUGCGAGGAGAUGACCCUUCACUUGAUUGGAGCGGAGAUCGAAUUCGAGGCGGAUAUGCUACAGAAAUGGGAGCUCUUCCUGCUCCACAUAACACCAACGGUUAAAACGCUGAAUGUGGUUUUUGUUGGACCUGAACUGAGUCCUAACAACAUAUCGUUUGAACAGCUAAAGAAAAUCAAAUGCUGUCGUUCCUGCCGAAAAGCUCAGAGAACUGUUAACUAUUAUUUUGAGAACAGCUUAUACCACGACUACUGCGGAGAAGCGAGCUUUCUUAAGCCAAAUUUGAUUUGCUUCUUCAACUGCGGUCUUUACCGAUCCACUGGAUUCGCACUGGAGGAUACUUGGCCAGAAACCAUCCAAGCUGCACUUAAUCUGAAUUGCCCCAUAGUAGUUACUUCAUAUACGAAGUACGAGGCGCCUUUGGAUAUGGUACAAUUUAUUAACCAAUCGAAUCGCCACAUAAAUGUCGUCAUGCCACCAACUGUAAAUCCAUUUACCUCGGAAAAGCCAGAACGUAAUUUUAUAUCAGAUAAUGAGGCUCCUUUUAUGUUUAAGAACUUCUAUUGUUUCGUUGUUGACUAAUCGUAGAUCCACACUCUUUAGUUUAUGUUUUUUAAUAAACACAGCAAUUUCGACCAAUUCUAAA